CACAUGUAUUGGUGACAGGUCUUCACGGUUUAUAUUGACUCACUACAUGUUAACCUUUAUAGUCACCUUAAUAGAGCAAACAGAUUAUGAAAACAGUCAGACAGAUGAAGACUCACCCAAGCUUUUAGAAAUCACGCUUUUAUUUUCCGACAUUAAACCGGAAGACAGACUCGCACGAGCGCAUCCAAAAUGGCGACUCCCAUGCAUCGACUGAUCGCUCGGAGACAAGCGGAGGCAAACAAACAACACGUUCGCUGUCAGAAGUGUCUGGAACACGGACACUGGUCCUACGAGUGCACUGGGAAGAGAAAGUAUCUGUAUAGACCUUCCAGGACAGCCGAGUUAAAAAAGAAACUCAAAGACAAGGAGAACAAUCCCUCGGAUGAUCUGGGAGCUGGAAUAAUACCACGCGGUGAGAAAAAAACGAAGAAAAAAAGGUCCUCCUCCAGUUCCAGCAGCGGCAGUAGUCAUUCGGUUGCUAUUAGAGCGAAUCUUGUCUUAGACAGCAGCGACUCCUCGAGCUCCUCUUCCUCGUCUGAAGACAGCAGCAGUGACAGUGAUGACAGCUCCAGCCCUUCCUCCUCCUCCUCGUCUUCCUCCAGUUCUGACUCCGAUUCCGAUUCCUCGAGCAGUUCUGAUCAGGGACCUCCGAAGAAGAGAAAAAAGAAGAAAUGAGGGUCCAGUUCAUCUGAUUCAAAUCCAGAACUUGUGUCUUAUACGUUGACAGUGCUGACUGUCACUUUGGUAUUGGAUAUGUGAGAGUAGGGUGGGGAGUCAUAUAUGUAAAGAAACUGAGAUAUAUAUA
Cyprinus carpio (common carp) is the source of this 805-nucleotide messenger RNA. RefSeq lists its product as uncharacterized. Gene Ontology annotation, molecular function: nucleic acid binding; zinc ion binding. NCBI's taxonomy places the organism in Eukaryota, Metazoa, Chordata, Actinopteri, Cypriniformes, Cyprinidae. The record is from RefSeq and is a predicted model, not a curated record.